CCUAGUUACUUUAAUGCCAUGUUUUCUUGCUUUCAUUUAUGUUUGCCCCUUUGACCAAUAUUUUCUGCCAUACAUACAGGCCGGAGACUACCCGGCCAAUAUUUGCCCCUCACAUUACAGCCCCCAACUCCUCUCCAGUCUCUGCCAAUCCCCCUUCCUAAAUGUCACUGUUUUCAACCAUUUUCAGGUGUUACUAAUUCUUAGGAGCAGUCAAACAAACCAUCUUCACGUUUCAACUUCAAGAGGAUUCUUCUUAUCACAUGCAUCAUCAUCAUCAUCGUCAAGAAAUCGUCUACAGCUACCAUUGCAUCAGUCCCGCUUUCUGAAUAUCAGUUCAACAAAAGAAAAAUGGUGAUGGAAGUUGUUCAAGAAGAUAUGGGGGAUGGUAGCAUGCAAUGCACCGACCAUCCUUACAAGAACAGCACCCCAGGUGGGAUCUGUGCCUUUUGUCUUCAAGAGAAGCUUGGCAAGCUUGUUUCUUCCUCAUUCCCUGUUGCUAUUUUCCCGUCUUCUUCUUCUUCUUCGUCUCCUUCAUUUAGAUCUGACUUUGGUGGUAGCAUUACUAGUGCAUCAUCUUCCUCUGCUAUUCGCCCUCCUCAUCACGGUUCCUCAGCAGCUUCUCGUCACAUUAAUCUAAGCAAUGACUGCGAGUAUCACACCAGAAGGUCUAAGAUGCCGUUUAGUUUGAGUACUCACAGGAGAAAGAAGAAGAAAGAUGGCACCGGUGGUGUCUUGGCUGCAGCAAGUUCAGAUGCCACCAGCAUUGUUUUCAAAAGAAGCAAAUCUACCACAACUCCCAGAAGAAAUGGUAUCCAUUUUUUGGAUGCUGAUGAUGCUGAAGAUUACAGCCCUCACAAGAGAGGUUUCUGGUCAUUUCUUUACUUGCCCAAGCAUUCCACUGCCAAGAAAGGUGAAAGGUCGUUCAAAGAUGUUAGUAGCUAUGCGUCAUCAGUGUCAAGUGCAAGUGGAGUUGGUGCUGCAGCUGGUGGUUCUACGAGAUCAAGGGACAAGAAGAAAGAAGAGCUUGUUGUGGUGGAUGAAAAUGAGAGCCCUGAUCAGGCUGCACUUGAUAGAAAGGUGUCGAGAUCUAGAUCUGUUGGCUGUGGAAGCAGGAGCUUUUCUGGGGACUUCUUUGAGCGGAUUUCCACUGGUUUUGGAGAUUGCACUCUCAGAAGAGUUGAAUCUCAGAGGGAAGGUAAGCCUAAAGUGCCUUCAAUGCACAGGAACAGUGGUGCAGGGCAAGAUUGCAUCAAGGAGAGAGUCAAGUGUGGUGGGAUUUUCAGUGGUUUCAUGAUUACUUCUUCCUCCUCCUCUUCUUCAUCUUCAUCAUAUUGGGUUUCAUCUUCAACUGAGGAUAAUGUGAAUGGUGGAAGAUCAGCAUCAACACCAGGGAGCGCGCGACAUGUUGCUCAUGGAAGAAGUAAGAGUUGGGGAUGGGCACUUGCAAGUCCAAUGAGAGCUUUUGGGAAGCCCUCAAAUCAUGGAAAAAGAGAAGCUUCAAAUAAGAAUGCUGCCCCAAAUUUAGCUGCAAUUCCUUCCUUGUUGGCUGCGAGAGGCUAAAGGCUAAGCUUUAAGAAGGCAGCUGCUUAAUUUUAAGUUACUGCUAAGGAGUAAAUUAUUUACUACUUCUACCUUAUUAUACUAGUGUUAUACAAAUUUCUUGUCUUAAACCUGUGUUUA
This is a messenger RNA of Coffea eugenioides, 1680 nucleotides long. RefSeq lists its product as uncharacterized. The coding region runs from base 349 to 1560 and encodes 403 amino acids. The record is from RefSeq and is a predicted model, not a curated record. NCBI's taxonomy places the organism in Eukaryota, Viridiplantae, Streptophyta, Magnoliopsida, Gentianales, Rubiaceae. The transcript has a single exon.